Messenger RNA from Bombus impatiens (common eastern bumble bee), 2209 nucleotides. RefSeq lists its product as uncharacterized. Gene Ontology annotation, cellular component: plasma membrane. Gene Ontology annotation, biological process: sensory perception of smell; detection of chemical stimulus involved in sensory perception of smell. The record is from RefSeq and is a predicted model, not a curated record. The transcript is spliced from 5 exons. NCBI's taxonomy places the organism in Eukaryota, Metazoa, Arthropoda, Insecta, Hymenoptera, Apidae. Gene Ontology annotation, molecular function: olfactory receptor activity; odorant binding. The coding region runs from base 14 to 1321 and encodes 435 amino acids.
UAGAGCUGCCAGUAUGUAUGAUCGAUCAUACACCAUAGGUGACGAUCAACUAAAAAACAACCAUUACCAGGACGACAUACAUUACACGCUGCAGAUGUGUCAAUGGCUGUUGAAGCUGAUUGGAAUGUGGCCCCUCGUUAACAAUCACACGAGCAGACUGGAACAGCUCCUCUCAGUCGUCGUGAUGAUCAUAUGCUUCUGCAGUAUAUUCUUCAUCAUCUUGCCAUCUGGCCAUCACUUCUUCUUCGUAGAGAAAAAUCUUUACAUGAAGGUGAAAAUGCUCGGUCCAGUUGGCUUCUGUGUAUUUGCCACAGUUAAGUACAGUUACCUUGCCCUAAAAGGAGCCUUCCUGCAGAGGUGCAUCCGACAGCUCAAAAAUGACUGGAAGAGAGUGCAGGAUCCGAGUCAUCGAGCGAUUAUGUUAAAAUACGCGGGCAUUAGCAGAAAGCUUAUCACCAUGUGCGCCGUUUUUAUAUAUACAGGUGGAAUGUCCUAUCACACGGUGGCACAAUUCUUGUCCACAGAUAAGACUAGAGAGAAUUAUACAGUUAGACCAUUGACCUAUAUCGGUUACGAUCCGUUUUUUGAUACGCAAUCUAGUCCUACCUAUGAAAUCGUGUUCUUUCUCCACUGUUUCGCUGCUAUGAUUAUGUAUAGCAUCACCACGGUUGCAUAUGGUUUGGCUGCAGUGUUUGUUACUCAUGUUUGUGGCCAGAUUCAAAUACAGAUUGUAAGGUUGCAGAAUUUGGUGGAGAGCAAGGAUCGUGAUCUUUUUGCUGUUAUUGUGCGCGAUCACGUAGAAACUUUAAGAAUCUGUACGUAUUUUCCUACAUCUUUCGUACAUACUGUUGGGAACAAAAAUAAGUGGAUUGGUGGUGAAAAUUGUUAUAAAAUAUUUGAAUAUUUUACAUACACAUAUAUCUUCUUUUUUGGAAAUUUCAGAUUUUCGAAAAAUAUCGAAGAUGCCUUAUACCAGAUUUGCUUGACGGAGAUCGUAGAGUGCACGAUGAAUAUGUGUAUGCUCGAAUAUUACUGUUUGAUGGAAUGGGCAAGCACUGAUCUAAUCGUUACAUUCACUUAUAUUACUCUGUUGACUUCCUUUACAUUUAAUAUAUUUAUAUUUUGCUACAUAGGUGAACUACUUUCUGAGCAGUGUAGCGAAAUUGGUACAGCUUCUUAUGAAAUCGACUGGUAUAACUUGCCAGCUAAAGAAGCUUACGAUCUCAUUCUACUGAUCUCUAUAUCUCAGUAUCCGCCAAAACUAACUGCUGGAAAAAUAAUUGAAUUAUCUCUGAACACUUUUAGCUCCGUAAGUUUCUGAUUUGUAAACAAUUUCACUGUAUACCGAAUCGAAUAAUUUAAAUAAAAUAGAAUGAUAAACUUCUGCACUUAAAAAUUUCCAGGUAGCAAAAACGUCAUUAGUUUAUUUGAAUUUACUUCAAACAGUGGCAGAUUGGUAAGAACACAUAUCUUUCACUAUCGUAAUCAUACAAUUGUAUUAUACUACUAUUGAAAAAUUAUUUUUUCAGAUAUCACUUAUUAAAUCUAAAAUGCAGGUAUCAAAAUUAAUCAUAGCAGAUAAUCAAUCUAAAUUCGAAUAGUUUCAAAUUUGUUCAGUAUUAAAAUCAGUGAGAGAAAAUAUAUAUAUCUGAAACAUUUCUAUUAGCAGUUGAUAAAAUUUCGCAACUUGCACUUAUUUAUCGCUAUUUCAUGCGUCAAAAUGCAGUCAUCACAUUCUUUUCCUUUUAAAACGAACAAAAAAUAUAAUUUUUCAGUGAUUUUUUAUAGUAAAAAGACAGAAAUGUCCGGAAUAUACUAAUGUUACGACAUUUAAAAUUUCAUAACAUAUUUCACUUACAUGUAUUAUAAAAAUACAUCUCCUUCAAUACAAAAUCACAACUAUACAGCUUACAGUCGUAUAUCGUUUUGAAAACAGUAAUACCAAACUUUCGAACACUUAUGCGUAAUUGCAGCUUUCCAUCUCCUCUGUUUACCUUGCGGAACUGGCUACUAGUUGUUGUAAAUAUUCCAUGCUAUAGUUCCAGACGCGCCUUUUUUCAGUCAUAUUGAUCGAUUUCCAAGUGUAGCUGCAAAUAAUAGUAGAGUUGCAGAUGCACGCACGCAAUAUCACGAGCGUAAGCUCAGCGACAUACAAUCAAUACACUUGAACUGUGGUAAACAGUCGUUUUCGAUCCGCCCGCGAAUAUGC